UGAUUCCCGAAAAUAAAGUCCCGCGUCAUCGCGAAAAUCUUUUUUUCUAAAAAUUUUUCCUAGUAAUUGAGUUUUUCCCAUAUGAUCUAUAUUUUUUACUUGUUUCACUUGAAAAUCCGGUUUUAUGCUAUUGUUUGUGAUAAAAGAUCAAAAUUAUUAUAUUUUCCUGCAUCCUUUAAUUCGCUUGUGUUAAUUACCAAUAAUUUUGUCGUAAAAUAUUGUGUUGUGUAAAAUAACGUGUAAUAUUUUAUUACAAGUAGUUUUUGUGUAAAUAACAAUGAAUUUCGGACAAAUGAUAUCUGUUCCUGUCGGUUUACAUAGUCCUUACAUCGCAGAGCCUCAUAGCAAAAGUGAUGCCUCCUACAUCGAGAGGAAAGUUGUUACCGACCUCUACAAGCAAAUGAAAGAACAAAGCUAUACCGCGCCCACAAGAUCUCUUAGUAGCGCAGCAACUUUGACAUCACUCUGUGUGGACAUCUCGCCAAGUUCGAGUAAUUUUUUUGAGGUUUUAUAUAUUGGAAAAAUUAAAGUAUGGCAAAAGAAGGUCGCAGACACAUUUAUAGAUGACGCACUAGAAAAAUUUCGAAUUCAUGAACUAGAAAAAACAAAAUUGCGACAAUUAGAACAUGUUGGAAAACAACAAAGUGUGGAUAACCUCUACCACAGGGGAUCCAUCGAUUCUACAACUAGCGAAAACAGCUCAUCAACAGAUAGUACCUCAUCAAGCACUCCGACACCACAGAUUCAAAGGUCCAUAUCUUAUCAUUCAAAUAUUUUACAAAAACCGCCCCGCGGUGUGAACGAACAUGACAAGGAUGUCGAUCCCGGUAAACUUACUAGUAUUGCUCCAAUAACCGAUGAAAAUGGUAAUCCAAAGGAUGCAAAAGAAGACUCAACAAGUCAGUCUUCAGAUAUAAAAAACGACGAUUCUCAAGCAAAAGAAGUGAAAUCAUCAGAGAAUGACGAGCAUAAUAGAACGAUGGUUCUGCAAGUAGACCGGACAGAUCUGAGAUUAAUAAGUCCAGAUAGAAAAGUUAUCUUGCUGCAUAAGCAUCAUCGGGACGUAACAACUUGUGUGCAAGGGAUAACUCGUCCGGACCAUUUUGGCUUUAUAUGUAAAGAACAAGCUGGAGGCCUACAAACGUUUAUGGGUUACAUUUUUAAGUGUGAAUCUGCCUCUAUUGCGAGUGAUGCUGUAGCAGCUAUAACUCAAGCCUUCCUAACAACCGAAGCAAAAGAUAGAGUCUUAAUUACCUCAUGUGAACACUGCCCUAUGGUCUGGUUUCAUAAACUUUGUGCAGAAGUCGUCCAAAUGUCUGAUAAGAAAACUCAAGCAGCAAUUUUCAGGAAGCUAGAACAUCUUGACCCUGAAGAACAAGCGACUAUCCUCACCAAAUUCCGAGGUGCUGAAACUGAUUCUGUUAGAGAACAAAACGAGUUUCUCAUGAUGCUGCUGAGGGCUCAUUGUGAAAUGAAGCAGGCCAGGCAUAUACACGAUACGGCAGAAAACAGGUCAGAGUUUCUAAACCAGUAUUUAGGUGUAGGGGGAUCAAAUGUGUUUAGUAAAGCAAAAAAGUCUCUUACCAAUUCAUUUGACCAGUUUCUUAAGAGACGGACUUCCAAUGCCGAGUUCGCAAGCAGUCGACAAAUGAGUCUACCAAUAUCACAUAAUUUGAAUAAAGAAUCAUCACCAUCUUCUUCCAUACAGCCGCAAAUAAAUGAAUCAAAUUCCGAUAAAGACUCUGAAGGAUUUCGUUCCAGAUCUUCCACCCUAGAAUCCCAAAGUGAAGGAAAAGACCAGCAUUUGUCUGUUAGGCAAUCUAAACAAGCUUCAAUAUCGCCAGAUAGAAGCACCACAGGAUCGGAUAAAGGGCAAGGAUUGAAAUCACCCAUGAUAGAUAUCUUUAUGAAAGUUGGUAACAACCCAAAGUCGUCAACUUCGGAGGACGAUCUGCAUAAAUUGGAUGCUAGUUCAUGGAGACAGGCGAUUUUUAAAAGGGUAGUUACUCCUAAAAAGGAAGAAGAUAUUCAAGAGCCUAGAAAGAAAAAAACUAAAGAAGAAUUGCGAACUUUAUGGAAAAAAGCCAUAAGGCAAGCAAUUUUAUUGGUUAGGAUGGAGAAAGAAAAUGAAAGAUUAAAAGCUCAACAAGAAGAAUCUGCAGUUAAAAGAAUAAAACUGGAAUACGACGAGAUGAAGCCCAAUCAACGCGAAGUGAUGGAAGUUUGGGAGAUGAUAACGAAUAAGCAAGAAUCUCAUAUUAAAUUAAAUAAGCCCAUGCUGUUACAAGCCAUUCGGCAAGGUGUUCCAAGAGGUAAACGUGGAGACGUAUGGCAGUUUCUCGCAGAGCAGCACUGUAUUAAGUCUGCACCUCCCGAUCGCACCAAAUAUCCUAAUUAUAACAUACCUUACGAACAACUCUUGAGGCAACUAACUUCACAUCAGCACGCCAUCCUGAUCGAUCUUGGCAGAACAUUUCCAAAUCACUCGUAUUUCAGUAGUCCAUUGGGUCCAGGACAGUUGGCACUAUUUAAUUUGUUAAAGGCCUACUCCUUGCUGGAUCCUGAAGUUGGUUAUUGUCAAGGGUUAAGUUUUGUAGCCGGAGUGUUACUUCUGCAUAUGGAGGAAUCAAAAGCCUUUUCUCUUUUGCGUCAUUUGAUGUUUCGCAGAGGCAUGCGUAAUCAAUAUCUUCCAGAUAUGGUGGGUCUUCAGAUUAAACUGUACCAGCUUUCUCGACUGUUACAUGAUCAGAUCCCUGACUUGUAUGAGCAUCUAGACUUUCACGAAGUCGCGCCAACUUUAUAUGCUGCUCCGUGGAUGUUGACGGUGUUUGCUUCUCAAUUUCCUUUAGGAUUUGUCACUAGAGUAUUUGAUUUAGUUUUCCUUGAAGGCCCAGAUGUGAUAUUUCGAGUUGCUUUGGCCCUCCUUACUUACCAUAAAGAAAAUAUCCUCUUAUGUGAUAGUUUUGAAGAAAUUAUGAAUUAUUUUAAAGGACCAUUGGCUACCAUAGAUAAACCCAUACUAGAUAAAGUCAUGAAGCAUAUCUAUACUACAGAUAUCUCAAGGCAUCUUGACGAAUACAAAGUGGAAUAUCAAGUAUUACAAGAAGAAAUGGCCUCUGUACAGCCCCAAGUCGAAGCGAUGCGCAAAUUAGAGGCACAAAAUAAACUUUUAAAUGCAAAAAAUCAAGAACUAAUGGGGCAGUUAACGGUAGCGCUGACAAAUGUUGAGAGGUUAGAAAAAACGAGGGGGUUACAACAAGCGCAGCUCAACAGGUUGGAAAUGCAAAGUAGAGGGUCGGAUGUAACCAUAUCUAUCCUAGGAAAUUUUAUUAAUAAUUUAAUUGAGACAAAGGUCGACAUAGAAAUUCCAGAUGAAGUAAGAAGGAUAUUGUCACAAAUCACGUUUUCCGAAAAGAAAAAAUCUGAGGGAAAAGGGCAAAAUAAUUUAUUAAAAAUACUACAAGAAAAGGAGAAUCGUAUGCAGCCGCCGGAUCGUUUGAUGGUUAAAUCUCUCAGUACCGGCAAAAUAACCGUUCCAUCAUCCUUAGACUUUAUGUCUAGGGCAAACAGUCUAAAUACCAAAGAAGAAAAUAUAAUUGUACCACUAUUAAAAAACCAAGUUCAAAAAUCACCAUCUGGUUCUACCGAGAAAAAGUCUAGCUUUUUUUCGAGUUCGCAUAGUAAUAUAUUAGAGCAACAAAGGUUAAAUAGUAGCCAAACUACUUUAUUAAAUAGCAAAAUAGACAUCAAGGUUCAAGAGUGCGAAAACAACAGGAAAAACUCCGAAACACCAUCAAUAGAUAUACCAAACCCAAAUAAAAAUACCUCUCCUACACAUUCAAUAGAUAGUGGAGUUGGUACUCCAUCAAGCCCGAAAAUACCCGAACACCACCCGCUCAGUAAUUGUGACGUAACAUUUACUUAUAGUGGCACUAAAGAAUUAAAAAAUCUGAAAAGCCUUAAGCAUUAUCAACGAAACUCGAGUCCUGAUAUGCUUGAAAAUGCGAAAUUAAAUUAGGAAUGAUGAUAAAAAUUCUCAUUUAUUUGAUUUUUCGUGAUAGUUCUUAGGUUAUAGGUAUUUGUGAGAAUGCUUUACAAUCCGCCUUAAAAAUAUCCAAAAUAUAAAAAGAAAUAAGUUCUAGAGUAAAAAUUAUUCCGCAAAUUGAAAAUUCUAGGCAUUUUAAACCAAAAAAGAUUUUUUUAAUGUUUUUUUUUAAUAUUCAUAAAUUCACUGCUUCUUAGUACUCGUGUUAAAAUAAGGAUUGUAUCCAUUUUAAUUUUUAGAUAUUUCACGUUAAUCACAGAAUAUAUUAGUUUUGGUGAUAUUAGCCUAUAUUAUGUUAUGUUUAGUUAAAAACACACCUAAAUAAUUUUUUUAACAACGCAAUGUAUAUUUUUAGAAAUUUUGUCAGAAAACCCUAAUAACUGCAACAAAUUGAUAUGAAUUUAAAAAAAAACUAAAUUAACUUAAGUUCAUACUUAUUUUCAAUGUCCAAAUUUGGUUUAGAAAUAAAACUUACAGAUAAGUUUCAGAAUAUAAAUUACAAUACAACAAAUUUCGGAACAUAUAUUGUUUUGAACUUUUUUAUAGCUCAUACCAAUUUAUGGCAUUAUGGAACACCUUAUAGAUCGUUUAUAUUUUUUUAAUGGCAAUUUUUAAAUUUUAAAGAAAAAUAUUGUUGUAGUCAUAGUAUGUAUAUUUUGUACUUAAGGUUAUUGUUUAAUUUAUUUUUAGCAAAUAGUUCUGAUAAUAUUAAUAAGGGCAUAUUUGUUUAUGUAAGCGUAUGGCAAUAUAAUUUGCUGAGUAUUUCGUCAAUAAAGAAUAAAAAAAUAUUAGUCAUGUGGUCACAUAUAUAUAUAUCCACGUAUAUACAUAUACGCCCGCAAAAAAAAUUAUAUAAUAUGUAGAUGAUAUUAUUUUAUGAAAUAUUUGUAAUUAUUAUUAAAGUAAUAAAUUGACAAAAUUUUAUAGCAAAGUUUCUUUAAUAUUAUUUUUAUUGUCAAACCUUUAUUUUUGUCAGUUAUGUUUAUUAAUUAAUUAAGGGUAACAACCAAUUACCAAAAGCCCACAACCUAGAACAGUUAUUUCAUAAUACGAAUAUAAAAACUAGUUUGUAAAUAAAAUUAGAUAAUGUAUUGCUCGAUAUAAUUAAGAAGAGAUAAACAUGCUAAUAAUAACCUAUUCCUCUCGAGCGCCCUAAUUAUAAAAUUGGAAUUAUUUGAUGCUGUGAUCUAUUAGACUGCAGUGAGUCCGUAAUUAAAUUCGUGUGAUUCGUUGUAUGACCAUUAACUAAAGAAACUUUGUUUAAAUGAGCAGUUUAUUCAAAAUCUUUUUUAUUUUUGCUUAAUGCAAUCAAUAUGACACAUUAAAGAUAGCAUGACAAUAAG
Messenger RNA from Anthonomus grandis grandis, 5388 nucleotides. It is a transcript of the gene plx, whose product is annotated as TBC1 domain family member 1. The record is from RefSeq and is a predicted model, not a curated record. The coding region runs from base 278 to 4018 and encodes 1246 amino acids. The transcript has 19 exons. Lineage: Eukaryota; Metazoa; Arthropoda; Insecta; Coleoptera; Curculionidae.